Messenger RNA from Medioppia subpectinata, 495 nucleotides. The record is from the annotation of a GenBank genome assembly. NCBI's taxonomy places the organism in Eukaryota, Metazoa, Arthropoda, Arachnida, Sarcoptiformes, Oppiidae.
AUGGCAUUCUUCACCAAAUUGUUAUCACUAUUAGGUUUUAAAAAACGUGAGGCGAAUGUACUUGUGGUCGGUUUGGACAACAGCGGGAAGACAACGAUUAUGAACCACUUUAAACCUCAGGAGGAGAAGUCGACAGAAAUCGUGCCAACCGUUGGCUUUAAUGUGGAAAAAUUCAAAAUCAAAAACUUAACGUUUACUGCAUUUGAUAUGUCAGGUCAGGGAAGGUAUCGCAACCUUUGGGAACAUUAUUACAAAGGCGUCGAAGGAAUCAUUUUUGUGAUCGACAGCUCAGACUCUCUGAGACUAGUUGUGGCCAAAGACGAACUCGAGAUGAUGUUAAAACACGCAGACAUCGCAACUAAACCAGCGAUUCCUAUACUAUUCUUCGCCAACAAAAUGGACUUAAAAGAGUCGCUUUCGAGCGUCAAAAUCAGCCAAACACUGGGUUUGGAUCAGUUCAAGAACAAAGCGUGGCACAUACAGCCAUCUAGCUAA